AUGGAGUGUGCGUCAAACCCGCGCACUGGUAAAUCAACCCUCGCCGUCCCGUGUGAAAGCCCGAUAUGUUCUUUGUAUAGUUUGUGGCCUUGCGGCGACCCUGGUGGCCAAAAAGAUACACGAGUAGGGUAUAGGACGUCAUCUCGGGAUAGUGUUCGAAUGAGCAGGAUAGUCACGGACUUGGCAAUGCUUGAGGGUGUCCUCUCAGGCGCUACCUCAGCCGAGCGCCUGGUGCUACUACGGAUAUUCGCGCAGUACGAAGGUAUAGAACCUUCCGCACAAGAGAGGGCAGCGCCUCUGCUGUGCUUCAGGACAAUCCCGUACUUUGGAACUGCCACUGAGGAGGUGAGGACGUACCGCCUGGCGAUCGACGAGAAGACAUACUACGCGAGGUUUAUAGAGAGGCUACCGCCGUACCAAGGGGAUAUCUUGGAUCUGCGAUGUGGCGUGAUACAUGGAGAGGUCGAGAUCAUGCACAUAGAUGUGGUUAGCAUGCGGGAGCUUGCGAGGUUGCGGAGCUUUCUGGCGACUGAGGACGGGCAGCAGUUCAUGAAGUUGACUGGCAUCGACUAG
Eremothecium gossypii ATCC 10895 is the source of this 573-nucleotide messenger RNA. Its product is annotated as ADR348Cp. The coding region runs from base 1 to 573 and encodes 190 amino acids. The transcript has a single exon. The record is from RefSeq and is marked provisional. NCBI's taxonomy places the organism in Eukaryota, Fungi, Ascomycota, Saccharomycetes, Saccharomycetales, Saccharomycetaceae.